Mus caroli (Ryukyu mouse) is the source of this 2519-nucleotide messenger RNA. RefSeq names its product Holliday junction recognition protein (gene Hjurp). Gene Ontology annotation, cellular component: chromosome, centromeric region. Gene Ontology annotation, molecular function: histone binding. Gene Ontology annotation, biological process: CENP-A containing chromatin assembly. The record is from RefSeq and is a predicted model, not a curated record. NCBI's taxonomy places the organism in Eukaryota, Metazoa, Chordata, Mammalia, Rodentia, Muridae.
GAUCGGUUGCGUAAAUACUUUUGAAAGACCCUAUUAGCGCGCGGGGCGCCACGUUUGAUCUGUGGACGAGCUUGGGCGGGUGCAGUGCCCGAGCAGAGAGCCACGCACGCCAUGGAGUCUAUGGGUCGGCAGGACCGCAGGCUGCAUCAGCAGCUUAAUGAAAGCAGUAGCCGCUUCCAGACGUUAAUGAAGCGGCUGAUAGCGAAGUACAACCAGCCCUUUGAGGACGACCCGUUGGUGGAGAUGACGACGUUGACCUACCAGACGCCCCAGGGGUUGAGAAUUUGGGGAGGAAAGCUGAUGAAGAAGGAAGACAAGGAAUACACUCAGGUGAUUGACAGAUUAAAUGGGCAAGCUCCAGAAGGCGAUUCAGAGAGCAGUGGUGCAGAUACAAGCUUAGAGGAGAACUGGCCAUCUUGCAGCUCAGCGAUGGGAGAAGCCUCUGGUGAUCCUGGGCAGCAUCAGCCUGCAGUGCCCGGAAACACCUUGGAAACUGAUUUAAGAAGGAAGUACUUGACCCAGGUGGAUAUAUUGCUUCAAGAUGAAGAGUAUUUUAAGAACACAGAGAAGAGAGGUGGAAAAGACACAGUCAUGACUUGGGUUCCUUCCGUGACCUCAUCUGUCACACCAGCCUCUGGAUGCCAGGAUGCUAUCUCCCCAAAGAGCUCUGGUGGACCUGAAGUAUCUGCUUUGUCCUCCAGAGGCCAGGGUCCCUCAUACCCUUGCCCAGCUGACAUGGCCAUUGUGGCUAGAAGUGAUGGCCUCUCCUUACUUGGGACUAGCAGCAACAGUGGAAGCAGCCAGUCCCUUGAGGUUGAUGACCUUCGCAAUGUGACAAUCAGCGAUUUGUAUGAAGGCAUGAUGCAUUCCAUGAGUAGGCUGCUGCGUUCAAAGCCGUCCUGCAUCAUCUCCACCAAGACCCACAUCAACCAGAGCUGGAAGCUCCGGAGGAGGCCCUCACAUAAGCAGGGGCUGCACAAGAACAGGACACACUGCCCCCGGAGCAAGCCCUCCCAGAGGUGUGCCAGGAAGGUGCCCGAGCCCUGCUCAGAGCCCGGGAAAGAAGCCAGAAUAUUAAGAGACUACGAGAACUUACUGCACGUUGCUCCCCGCAAGACAGGCUUAGAACUGAAAAGUGUUUCUCUUGAAGGAAGCAAACGCCAAGUCCAUGAAUUCAGUCCAGCUUGGAAGGAGCUCCAGAUGAUGCCCCAGAAGGACUUGGACUUAAACCAUGAGCGAGAAAAUAGGGUGAUGUCAUUACAGUGGCUAAUUUCACCCGUCAAAAUGGUUCCCAGACCAAGGGUGUUUCCAAGUCAAGUAGAGAAGCGGUAUAGAGAGAUUAAAAUCAAAUUUGACAAACUUCAUCAGGAAUAUUGCCUGUCUUCUGGGAAACAGCCUCGCCUGACUGGCCCCACAGAGUCUCGGGCUGUUGAUGUGUACAGAAGUGGCUCUAAGAGCCCAGGCAGCCAUCAGGGUGUAGAAACCCGCAGGCCCAGUUCACCUUUCAGCAGAGAAAAGACAGAAAGGCCAGGUGAAGCUUUGGAAGACCUGAGGGGAAAUGGAAAGUCUGUCAAAACAAAGAGCUGUCUUCUAAGGAGCUGUCCCUCUCCAGAGGGCAGCCUGUCACGGAGCCCCGGUCAUUCUCAGCAGAGCUCUGGCCUUCAAGAGCACAAUUCUGAACCUCCUGGUAAGGCAGUGUGGCCCAGUACAGCUAUUUCAGCACUGUGCAUAGGCUCUCCACGCUGUAGGAAGGAUAACUAUGAUGAGCUUAAAAAAGAAUUCAACAGACUUUAUCACAAGUAUUGUCUGUCACCGCAGCGGGCGAAGGUGACUUCGUGUGGCAGAGCAUCGCCAAUGAAAGCCGCUGCAGCUCUUCCCCAUCAAGCAGAGCACUUGAAAAGACUAAAUCCAAACUCCCCACAACAGAGCUCCCAGAAACUGUCAAUCUCUCCUGGCUGUCACAUAAGAGUCCUACAGGAUUCAGCUGCAGUUGGGGUUCACAGGUCUGCACAGACUGCUAGUACACUUGUGAGAGAGCCUUGGCGGCCAACAAAGAGGCGCAAGUUGUCAUACCCGGUAGCUUGUGCUCACCAGGCCAAGUCUCAUGAUACCUCAGGAGCAUCAGGCUGGCCCUGAGUGUCCUAAGUGCUGAUUGGGUGUUCAUGUGUUGGACAUGAUGCUUGUGUGUAGUCAGCAGCAGCUUUGAGGGAGAAGACCUCGGCAGAGACUUUUGUUUCUCCUUUUGUUAUGUCCCCACAGUGGGCAUCACACAGGUACCUCGGGGUUUACACUGGGCAGUCAGGAUGAAAAAGUGAGUUUUUGAUACGAAGAUUUUAAAGUUUAAAAAUUUUGUCUUGCCCUUUGCCUCUAGUUCUGUUUUUAGAAGGGGUCUCUGUCCUAGUCACCUUGCAUUGCUGUGGCUGCCUGCUUGACCUGUCUGCCCUUCAUGCUUCAGGGCAGCUGGUAUCGUGGAAAGUGCCUGGUGUGGUUUUGUGAAUAAAGAUAUAUGGUUAGUGUUA